GACAUUCAGAUUUGCACCCUGGACUGGCCCAGCACUGCAGGAGAAAUAGUCUGGGAUUUGACCUUUGCCAUUGUUUUUUUUCUAAUACCAGGAUUAAUCAUUGUCAUCAGUUACUCCAAAAUCUUACAGAUUACAAAAGCAUCAAGAAGAAGUUUAAAUGCUGGCUUAGCCUACUCACAGAAUCAUCAGAUACGUAUUUCCCAGCAAGACUACAAACUGUUCCGAGUCCUCUUUCUGCUGAUGAUCUCUUUCUUCAUCAUGUGGAGCCCAAUAAUAAUCAUUAUCUUUUUAAUUUUAGUUCAGAAUUUCAAAAAAGAUUUAACUAUUUUGCCAUCAGUUUUCUUCUGGAUUGCAUUAUUCACGUUUGCCAACUCUGCUGUCAAUCCAAUUUUGUAUAAUGUUGCCCACUUCAGACGUAAAUGUCAGGAAAUUCUUCUCUGUUGUACAGGGAACCCUGAAAGGCAUCGGGCAGGUACAGAAACCACUGCAAGGAGAAGUAACCAUGAACAGCCACAUUUGUCUUUCAUUACCAGAUAA
Messenger RNA from Acanthisitta chloris (rifleman), 537 nucleotides. RefSeq names its product free fatty acid receptor 4 (gene FFAR4). The annotation marks the transcript as partial. The transcript is spliced from 2 exons. Gene Ontology annotation, biological process: G protein-coupled receptor signaling pathway. NCBI's taxonomy places the organism in Eukaryota, Metazoa, Chordata, Aves, Passeriformes, Acanthisittidae. Gene Ontology annotation, cellular component: membrane. The record is from RefSeq and is a predicted model, not a curated record. Gene Ontology annotation, molecular function: G protein-coupled receptor activity; peptide binding.